Molecule: messenger RNA, 635 nt
Organism: Gymnogyps californianus (California condor)
Lineage: Eukaryota; Metazoa; Chordata; Aves; Accipitriformes; Cathartidae
Product: cytochrome c oxidase assembly factor 3 homolog, mitochondrial
Exons: 2
Coding region: 1-315 (104 amino acids)
Biological process (GO): mitochondrial respiratory chain complex IV assembly
Cellular component (GO): mitochondrial inner membrane
Source: RefSeq, a predicted model, not a curated record
AUGGCGGCGCCGCGGGAGCCGGGCGGGGAGGCGGCGUUCGCGCGGCGCAUCGACCCGGCGCGGGAGCCGGGGCUCAGCCCCGAGCAGCGCCUUCUCAUGGCGCAGGUGGAGCGCGCCCAGCGCCAGCGCGCUCUGCAGCGGCGGCUCCGCGGCCGCAACGUGCUGCUGGCGCUCGGCAUCGGCGCGGUGACGUUUGGCAUCUACGGGUACACCUUCUACUCGGUGUCGCAGGAGCGGUUCCUGGACGAGCUGGAGCAGGAGGCAGAGGCGGCGCGGGCGCGGGCCCAGGCGCGGGCCGAGAGCGCAGCGAGCUGAGCACGGAGGGCCCGGCCCAGCCCCGGUAAACCCCGUGAGUGAGCUGCAGCCCCCACGGGGCAGGACGGGCCUCGAGCUCAGGGGAAUCGCCUGGCCCUGAGCACGGGGCAGCCGCCUUUGCAGGGGUCUGGGCCUGCACAGUGCUCGGUGCAGUCCAGGGAAAUGCACUGGGCUUCCUCCCCUGCAGGCAGGGUUUCCUCCCCUGCAGGCAGCCACCUUUCUCCUGGAGAGCAGACAGGGUCUUUGCCAGGGACUUGCUCCUGGGAAGGGCAGCGGUGCCCAGGAGCCCAUCGCUUUCCACAAUAAAUACCCUGUCUGGA